Molecule: messenger RNA, 1692 nt
Organism: Trichosporon asahii var. asahii CBS 2479
Lineage: Eukaryota; Fungi; Basidiomycota; Tremellomycetes; Trichosporonales; Trichosporonaceae
Exons: 6
Coding region: 1-1692 (563 amino acids)
Source: RefSeq, a predicted model, not a curated record
AUGGUCGACGCGGCAGGUCCGUCUCUGAUCCCUGUUGCGGUGCGCCGCACCAGCAUGUCGCUGAAUUCGCCUGCGGCUAGUCCCACAGCUACCCGACACCGACGGCACGCUAGUGGAAUGAGCUCUUACAGUCAACAGAGCACUGAUGAAGCGUCCGGCAGCUACACGCCAACCAAGAACCGCCGCCGGCAACGGACAUCCACCAUGAAUACCGAUCCUCCGCACUCCCCACCUGUCACUCUGUCACGGCGAUCUUCCAUCGUUUCUUCCCCUGUCGCGAACGGGACUGCGAACGGAACCGGGCGCUCUGACGUGUCAGUGUACGGCGACCUCGAUGGAACAUCGGAUUCUGGUGGCCUGGAUCCAAUACGCGCUCCUACCCGAUCCUCUUUGAACAAGCAACGAGACCGGACGAGCAAGCUACCUCUCGAACUGCGACGGAGAUCUGGUACGCCCAGCAUGUCUAACGGUGAUGGGCGAGACGAGCGCCUCGGGUUGAGCCCGCACGCCGUGCAGAUGCACGGAGCCAGCUCGCGGACCGGGACGAGUCCGGGCGACUCGAGCGAGAUCCUGAGCGCGGACGAUUUCUCAAAGUCGCCAACACUGGUUCUUGCCGAGUUAUCGCCUGACCCCACGGGGAAUGGUCCUGUGCCAACACCAGGACCGGGGCGAACGUCGUUCGGGCCAGCCCAACUCGGCCCGGCGAAGCCGCGACGUUCAAUCGGCGCUACGGGGAAGAGCUCGGCGAUGAUCGAGGAGCUGCAGGACGAGCUAGCGCACACCAAGCAGCACCUUGAGCGGGCGAAGACGGAGGUACGCAACUGCCGGCGGGAGAUCGGCACCCUGACGCGGCGGAGCGAAGACCUGCGCGAGACGCGCGAUCGUAUGCGCGGCGAGGCCGAAACGCUCAACAAUGUCAUAGCCCGCAAGGAGCGGAUGAUCAGCGAGAUUCUGGCGCGAGCGCGAACGGCCGAAGCGAGCGUCACACAACAUGCGGCGGAGCGCAAAGACCUGGAGGCGAGGGUCCGCAAGGCUGAGACGGAGGCGACGACGGGUCUGGCCGAAGCGACCAUGCAGCGCAUGAAGGCUGAGUCAGAGUGCGACGCGCUGCGCGAUAUGGUCAAGUCGCUCAAGGACGCAUGGACUCGCGAGGUCGCCGGAUACAGGGCCGAAGUCGAGCGCGUGCGUGAGGAGACUCGCGCCGAGCGCGAGCAGAUGACCAAGAAGGAGGCCGCGCUUACCAUACUCGUCAAGGAGCACAAGGCGAACCGCGAGACCGUAGUCUCCCUCGUCGAAGAGGUGAAUGCGAGGAACGCAGAGGCCGCCAAGCUCUUCGAAGGCAAGGUGCAGCUCCUCCGAGAUGAGGUCAAGCGAAGCUCGCAGGAAACUGCCGACGCGCGCGCACUCGCGACGCAGCUUGCGAGCGAACUCGCCCGCAUCCGACGGCUCGCAAAGCUGCCUGUCCGCGGCGAGCUGACCGCUAUUGCGGCUGGCGACGCUGGCGACGCGGACGAGCCGUCUGACGAGGCAGAGCCCGAGCCCUCUUCGGCGUCACCGACCGAAUCCACAAUGUCGACAGCUCCAACAUCAGAACCCUCUGAACCCGCCGAGCCUGCCUCGCUGGACGAGCCCGCUCCGCAAUGUAACGACCCCAACGACACACACGAACCCCACGGCGCGCCGCGAGCAUAG